Dipodomys ordii (Ord's kangaroo rat) is the source of this 927-nucleotide messenger RNA. Its product is annotated as olfactory receptor 5A2-like. The coding region runs from base 1 to 927 and encodes 308 amino acids. Gene Ontology annotation, molecular function: olfactory receptor activity; G protein-coupled receptor activity. The record is from RefSeq and is a predicted model, not a curated record. Gene Ontology annotation, biological process: G protein-coupled receptor signaling pathway. Lineage: Eukaryota; Metazoa; Chordata; Mammalia; Rodentia; Heteromyidae. Gene Ontology annotation, cellular component: membrane. The transcript has a single exon.
AUGUCCAAUCUGACUAGAGUGACUCAAUUCAUCCUCAGGGGCUUUUCAGAUGCCCCAGAAUUGAGAUUUGUGGUCAUCCUAUUUUUCUUCUUUGUUUAUAUAUUCUGUCUCCUGGGAAACUUCUCCAUUAUUAUGGCUGUGACUAGAGACAGCAGGCUCCACUACCCCAUGUACUUCUUCCUGAAGAAUCUGUCAUUUCUGGAUAUGUGUUAUACUUCUGUCACCAUCCCCAAGGCACUGGCUACCUCCUUCACAGGCUCUGGGAUCAUCUCCUAUUUUGAAUGUGUGACUCAGCUUUACAUAUUUAUUACACUUGCUGCUACUGAGAGCUUUCUGCUCACCGCCAUGGCUUAUGACCGGUGCCUGGCCAUCCUCAGACCUCUGCUCUCUGGGAUCAUCAUGAACCAGAGACUCUGCUGUGAAUUGCUAGUCAUGGCCUGGCUAAGUGGGGCCAUUUACUCAGUCUUCCACACUGUCAACACCUUCUCCCUUCCUUUCUGUGGACCCAAUGUCGUUGAGCAUUUCUUCUGUGACAUCCCUCCUGUCAUGAGACUUUCCUGCACCGAUUACCACCACAAUGAGCAGGUGGGCUUUGCUGUCAGCAGCUGCAUUAUCAUGAGCUCCUUUGCCCUCACACUUAUUUCCUAUGUCUUCAUCAUCUCUACAAUCGUCCAGAUCCCCUCUGUGGAUGGGAGGUGGAAAGCCUUUUCUACCUGUUCCUCUCACCUGACCACAGUGCUUUUGUUUUAUGGUACUGGAAGCUUCAUGUACCUCAGGUCAGCUUCUCAAUACUCCCCAGCUCAAGGUCGCCUGGCCUCCAUUUUCUACUCCAUCUUUACACCUGCUUUGAAUCCAGUUAUCUAUUGUUUGAGGAACAAAGAUAUGAAGAUUGCUCUACAGAAACUCUACUGCCCAAAAGAGCACUAA